Molecule: messenger RNA, 5281 nt
Organism: Drosophila grimshawi
Lineage: Eukaryota; Metazoa; Arthropoda; Insecta; Diptera; Drosophilidae
Exons: 5
Coding region: 87-5090 (1667 amino acids)
Source: RefSeq, a predicted model, not a curated record
UAUCUAUCUGAAGCCUUGUUAUUUAAAUUAAACGCUGCGUUUCGAGUGCAAGUGCGCUGCUCACAGCUCGAUCGAUCAAUACCCAAAUGUCGAAGCGGAAAGUAGCCACGGGAACUUCACGGCGGGAAUAUGCAGCAGCCGAGGAGCGUUUGCUCGACAUUUUCUCGCCACUAAGCGGUGCCCAGGAGGUGACCACAAGCGGAGCUGAUGCAAUGCCUAAUGCAGUUGAUGCGGCCAAUGCAGCGUCUCCUGCUGCUGCUAUGCGGGGCGAGUUUGACGUGGAUCCCUCGAGAGACAACAUGAUGCACUUUAUAUCGGACGACCUGGAAAUACGCAGCCUGUUGGCCAGCUCCAAUAGCAGUCCCUUUAACGGUUUCUGCGAUGACAUGGUCGAUUAUCCCGAUGAAGGCAAAACGGUCCAACAAUCCCUAGUCUUCGGGACAGCGCCAAAACGGGCCAGCGCCCUGCUCAGUCCGCUGUCCAAUGCGGGGUCACCUUUGGAUAUGCCAGAGGCAGACGCAGGCACAUCUGCUGGCUACAUGCAGCACAUCACAAAUGGCAAUCUCAAUGGCAGGCAGUCGGAGCUGGAGCCGUCGCAUGAGCAGCAGAAGCAGCAGCAACAGCAGCAGUUAGUCAUGGAUUGUCAAAAUGUUAUCGUUGAAGAACACGCAGAAUGCGUCAUCUAUGAUGAUGAGGAUGAUAAUGUGGUGCUGCUAAACGAUGAUGAUCACUGCUGCGAGAUCAUUGUGGCUGCCCAUGGCGGCCACCCGGAGCAGGAAAUCGAACGUUCCUAUCUAUUGGGACUGCAGCAUGUGCCGAGCAACGAGCAGGAGCCGCUUAAUAAUGGCGUCAACUAUGGCAGCGAGCAGGAGCUGGAGCACAGUGGCGAGCCGCACGUUUAUCUGAGUGAUGCGGCUCUCGAUCACCAGCAGCACCAUUAUUACCAGCAGCAGCAGCAGCAUCACCACCAGCACCAUCACCAGCAGCUGGAGGAAGAGCAGCUACAGCUCGAUGCUUCCGACGAGGAUCAGGUUUGUGACGCAUUUGUUGACGAGCAGCCGGACAUUUGUGAUGUGUACGAGCACGAGUUGGAGGAUAAUGAUCAGGACGAUCAAGAUAGCAGCUUGCAACUGGAAUUGCAGCCAGAGCAGCAGGUGGCCAUGGUGCAGCUGGAGAUCAGUAGCGAAGAGCAUCAGCAGCAGGAUGAAGAAGAGGAGCAGGCUGCUGUAGCUGCAACUGCCGCUGCCGUACCACACAGCAGCACUACAGAGUUUCCAGUCAGCUCCACUUCGUUGACAAAUGGCAGCGACUACGAUGACUACGACGAUGACCAAGGCACCGCCGAAGAACAAUCCCCACCGGUGCUGCGCAAGUAUAUUCCCCUGCUGAAGAAUACACUGUCAGCGGAGGCUAUGGAUCGUCGGCUGGCGAGCAUUUGUCAGUCGCAGCCGCAGAUGACACUCAGCGAGAAGCUGGCUAGUUGGAAUUGUUCGACCGUCUGUGAGGCUGUGGAGGAUGUGGAGAAUUUUGACGCAGUCUUCGCGGCGCAAGAAGCUGAGCCCGCCAAGCGACCCAAGUUUAACGAGUUUCAUGAGUUUUUGCGACAGAGCUCCAUCAAAAGCAAACAGGAGUUGAACGAACGCACUAGAGGCGACACAAUGGACACGGCUAUUGCACCGGAUACGCCGUACUCCAGCGAAGAUGCGGCCAUGCAGAAGCGCCCAAACUAUCGACGCCUACUGCCAAUCAUUCCGCCCGCUGAACUGGUCGAGCCCAUUGUGCUGGAUGAUGAUGAAGAUGAGGAUGACAAUGAUUGCUACGAGGUCGUCGUUAAUCCAUCCACUAUGACGCUGGUGCCAGAGCGGAAGCAGCAACAGCAGCAACCUAACGUUAAAACAAUGCAGACCCAAACGCUUCUGCCACUUCCGCGGGAAACAAAGGAAACAUCCACCACAGAUCUGGUCAAUCAAAGCACGCCAUCUGUACCCAUGGACUGCUUGGGGCAAGUGGAGGUGCCACAUCAGCAAAUUGGCGAAUCUCAAGAGUUGCAUGCCACCGCAGCCCAGACACAUCUGCAACUGCAGCAACAGCACGAAGAACAACAUCAGCCACCAGUGCACUCGAAUGAUGCACAAUUCUAUGAGCAGCACGAGUUCUGCAAUUACCUGGGCCUCACCGAGCUGGCAACGGCCAAUGCGGUCGCAACUGCCAUGCGGGAACUGGCCAACAGUAAUCUGGCGCGUCGCUCGCUUCGGGUGCGCACGCAACAGCAGCUGGACAGGAUGCGCAGCGAUGUGCGGGGCAAAAGGCGAGGGGGCAAGCAACGGGAGCAGCUGCAGCAACAGCAACUGCAGCAGCUUCAGCAACCGGAGGCAAUUGGUCAGGAGUUGAACAGCGACACGAGCAGCAUCAGCAGCAAUGCGAGCAGAUCCAAGAAGAGCACAACUGCAUUGGACGCUUUCUCGGUGGAGCCGCAAAGCGGUAACUUUGUCUUUCCGAUGUUUGCCACAAUGGGCACCGUUAGCGAUACUAGCAAGUACUACUGCAGUGCCCAGGGCGAUGUGAUGCAGCUGCAUGAGCAGCAGCAGCAAGAGUCACACUUCCAUGCCCAUUCCCAGUUGCCUGCCAGCGAUUUUCAUACAAUGUCCUUGGAGGCGGCGUUCGCAAAGGUUUAUGCCGCCGCCGCGCCCACCCAGAGCGAUCUCUAUGAGAGCAUUCAGAAUCGCUUGCGACAGGCGCGCGAAAGGAAGCCCGACAUUUACAUAGUGAAAGCCACCAACAAUGCCAUGCCCACCAGCCCCAAACCACCGAGCACAGUCAAGGCGCCGCACAUUGCGCCAGAUCGCCGCAGCCCACAGUACAACAACAACAACGAUAAACCGGAGCAAGCUGCUCCGCCCGACAAGGGCAACCGCAAGACCCACAAAAAAAUGGUGGCAAAGACGUCGAAACGUCGUCGCGCCCCCAGCAAGACAACGGGUCGGCCUGAACGGGAUCUGGUCACGCGUUCGACGACGCACAUGAACUCGAAACUGCUGCGCAAUCGCAAGGUGAAUCUACUCCAGAGCUACCAGUUGUCCGAUGCGCGUGGCAAGCAGCGCCUCAGCGGCGGCACACAGCCGACCCUCAAACGCCGCAGCACUCCCAAGGUGGACAAGCGAAGUGCGAAGAAAGCGAAGAUGUUGCACGAGCAGAUAGUGAUCAGUCAGGCGACAUCGUUGCCCAAGCUGCACAAGCUGAAAUCAUCAAAGCAGCUGUCGCCUUCAGUGCAGAAGCAGCCGCCGGUGCAGGUGCAACCAAAGGCGAACACGAAGCGAAUGCGUUUGCGUACCAACUCUCUGCCGACGGCGUUGGUCGUUGGCGACUGCGAUGUGGUGCGAGCCACACCCGAGUUGAGCCCCAAGAAACCACAGACCAAGCUGUUCAUGGAUCCGCAGGAGUUCCUCACGCUCAAGGGUGUGGUCAGUCCGCCCCAUUACAGUGCGGCAGUGCGUCGCUAUGUGAAUGCUGUGUGCAAGCCCAGCGAACUGAUUUCUGGAGGAGAACAGCAGGAGCAAUUGCAACAGCAACUGUCACAGCAAAGACAAGCAAAACCGCAGCAGCAGGAGAAUCAGUCGCCUGAGAUCAGCUUCAAUGCUGUAGCCACACCAACAUUAAUCCAAUAUCCGCCAUUAUCGCCACCCCCAUCGCAGCGGGCACCGCAUUUCUCGCGCCGCACACGCCAAUUGGCCGGCUUCACUCCCCGCAGAGACGAACCGAUUGAGCCCAAUGUACCGUUGAGGCCAUCGGGUGGACUCUUAUCCCUCAGCCAGGGCUCGACGGCACUGCGCAACCCGCUGGCGGGCAAGAAUGGCAAGGUGCUGUACAUGUAUUAUGAGCUGGAUCAGCUCAUUGUGCUGCAGGAGAAAUUCAUCUCGUUCUGGAAGUACUCGAAUCUUUUCGGUGUACUUCGCAAAGAGACACCAGAAGCCAGCCGUGCUGCAGCAACCCAACAUAACGCCUACAACAUAUUCAACACACCAAACCCAAAUCAGAAUACCCGAAAGACAUCGACAGACUCGGACAAAUCAGAUGGCAUCGAUGCACCGCGCUGGAUUUAUUUAGGAGGAACGCGACGCGUUACAAACGAUGUUGAGGUACCAACGCCACAUAGUAAUCGGCUGUGCACGCACAACGCGACGCCCGUCUACAUCGAGAUGCGCAGCCAUCUGCUGGAGCAGCUUAAGCGAGAGAGCAAACUGUUAUCGCUGUACGUGAACGUCUACUACUACUGCGAGGAGGAGCUCCGUCCCAAAAUGCACUCGGUGCAUUUGGAUGCAGUCAAUUGCGAUUGGAACGAGGUGAUCUAUACGAGCAUUCGGGAUUCGCGCUACUUUGUGAUGGCACACCAGCAGGAGAUGGUGCUGGGCAAACCGCGGACUGGCAUGUGCAAAUACUCGUUGACGCCCACACUGGAUACGCUGGCCAGCAUACGGGAGUUCAAACCGAUGCGCCAUGUGCUGAGGCAUAUUGAGUGUUUGACGGAGGAUCGACUGAUUGGUUACGGGCAGACGCGCAUUACUAUUUGGGAUCAUCGCAGCGGCGAUAUGUUGAUGAACUAUGAUUUCGGCUUUGAGCUUGGCCACAAUCUGGGCGCCAUGCAUUUUCCAAGCUUCGAUAUGGAGCAAAGCAGCAUGCUCGUCCUCUAUCAGCAUAUCAAGGAGCCAAACAAUUGGCCCGAAUUGCGCAUAAUUGCGUGCGAGCUGUCGCAUGCAACACCUUCGCAUCGCUUGCUGCACGUGCACCAUCUGCCUUCCCCACAGUUUGACUGUCAACUGAUGACCUUCAAUACUGGCGAUCAUCUGAUACUUAUAGCGCCAACGGACGACGAAGUCUGGAUUAGCACCUCCGAUCCACGACAGCUCACAUAUGUGGCGCCACAGGGCACUCAGCGCUUCUACACGCGUCAAAAGUCACAGAUCAUCACAAUGACGCAGACAACGCUCGCCGUGGACAGCAUUGCCAAUCAUGUGCUGAAACUGUCCACAGAGCAUCAGGAUAAAAUGAUGAUGGCGGCAUCUUCCAGCCCACAGCUUGCCGUGUCCACAUAAGAAAAUAUGAAAACAAGCAAAACAACAAAAACAUAAAACAAACCUAAUUUCAAAAAAACAAACAAUACAAUUCAAAAUGUCCCGUCGCUAAAAUGUAGUUUGGGAGCAACAUACACACAAGUGCAUAUAAUUUUUAGUUGCUAUUUUAAUAAACCCCUAUUUGAUUACCAAAAUUUUUCAUAAAACCAUAA